Sinocyclocheilus rhinocerous is the source of this 1068-nucleotide messenger RNA. RefSeq names its product BUD23 rRNA methyltransferase and ribosome maturation factor (gene bud23). Lineage: Eukaryota; Metazoa; Chordata; Actinopteri; Cypriniformes; Cyprinidae. The record is from RefSeq and is a predicted model, not a curated record. The transcript is spliced from 9 exons. Gene Ontology annotation, cellular component: nucleolus. Gene Ontology annotation, molecular function: rRNA (guanine) methyltransferase activity. The coding region runs from base 153 to 800 and encodes 215 amino acids. Gene Ontology annotation, biological process: rRNA (guanine-N7)-methylation.
GAUCUCUGGAGUGAGACAAAACAUCGUGAGAUUUGAGCGUCGCCUGUGGGUGACGUCAUCAGCGCGGGCCACGUGCUGUCCUCCACGUGUUUCCCCCGCGGUGUUGUGAUCUGCAGAAACCGGUCGCAGGUUCAUUUUCGGUGAAUAUCAUCAUGUCUUCGAGCUGUCGCAGACCCGAGCAUAUGGCCCCUCCGGAGGUGUUCUACAAUGAACAAGAGGCCAAAAAAUACUCCCAAAACUCUCGGAUGAUAGAGAUCCAGACGCAGAUGUCAGAGCGAGCCGUGGAGCUGCUCAGUCUCCCCGAGGAUCAGCCCUGUUACCUGCUGGAUGUGGGCUGUGGCUCUGGACUCAGUGGAGAUUAUUUAUCUGAAGCUGGUCACUAUUGGGUUGGUGUGGACAUCAGCACAGCCAUGCUGGGUGAAGUUUGGUUUUUAAGUGAGGUUUUGUGGUUUCUCUGUCAGCUGGAGCUGAUCACGGCUCAGGCCAUGAAAGCCGGGUUCACAGGCGGGAUGGUUGUCGACUUUUCCAACAGCAGCAAAGCUAAAAAAUUUUUCCUGUGUUUGUUUGCUGGUGUAUCAGGUGUCUUACCCAAGGGUUUAGGUUCAGAGUCGACUGACAGAGGCGUAUCAAAUCAGGCUCAGUUCACAGCACAGAGGUCCCGUUUCAGAAAUAUGAAAGGAAAGUCUGUGAAGAAGAGUAAGGACUGGAUCAUGGAAAAGAAGGAAAGACGACGCCGGCAGGGGAAGGAUGUAAGGGCCGACACGAAGUACACGGCUCGUCACAGAAAACCUCGCUUUUGAUCCCUCGACUUCUUCAUGUGAGCGUCUCGCCUUCACUGCAAAUACUGUAGACUGUGGGCUAUUCAGUCUCCUGGAUCCAGUUACGACUCAUAUCUCUAUUGACCAAUCAGAAGCCAGAACUGUGUGCUUUGAGGAAAUAUAUUACAGAAUAGUAAACCCAUGUGGAGAGAGCCUUUUAUAAAGAAACAAUUAAAGGACUUGUCUUAUAGGAGCUGCAUGUGGAUUAUGCUUGAAUUAACAGAAGCCGUAAUAAACCAGAUUUCAUCUU